Zasmidium cellare ATCC 36951 is the source of this 1716-nucleotide messenger RNA. RefSeq lists its product as uncharacterized. The transcript is spliced from 2 exons. The coding region runs from base 1 to 1716 and encodes 571 amino acids. The record is from RefSeq and is a predicted model, not a curated record. Lineage: Eukaryota; Fungi; Ascomycota; Dothideomycetes; Mycosphaerellales; Mycosphaerellaceae.
AUGGCACCAAACACCAUGGACCGCAUUCAGUCGGCCUACGAGGAGAUGGAGACAGAAGCAAACGAGAUGGAUGCAGCGCUGGAGGAGGCGGCAAAGACCCGCGAAGAGAAGCUGAAGGAAUAUCGCGUCGCAUUUGAGAGGCAUCGCGAGGUCGAGAAGCAGAACGCACAGGGCAAGGAGCAGAUCCAAUUGCGCAGAGAAAAGCUUUACGCGUACAUCUCGGGAACGCUCAAGCUCGAUGAGGGUAGCCCUGAACUGGAAGAGCUGCUUGGUCUCGAAAAGUCCGAGUCGGGAUACGGCGACGACGGGAGCAACGAUGAGGAUGACGAGUCCGAGGAGCAGGAUUCUGACGAGGACUACGCAUCUCCAGCCCCGAGUCGGCGCAAGUCUUCGGCCAUCGGCUCUCGGAGGAAGGGGAACACUUGUGCAGAGUAUCUCCAAGAAGACGACGACCAGGACGACGAGGAAACCUUGCCAUUCAUGAAAGAGGAGCCUGUUGUCAAGACUGAACAACCCGUUGUCAAGAAGCAGCCCAGCAGCACGCCUCCGCCACCCAGACAGCCGAUCAUCCGCAAUCAGCAAACACUCGUCAAGGAAGAACGGGCCUCGAAUUCUCCUGCAGAUCUCCCGCAGUUCGUUGCACCACCAACUGCAGCUGGAAGCGGUUCCACCCCGCCCCAGCCUUCUCCUGGAGCAAUGCUUGAUGCUGCAGACUCUGAAGUUGACAACAUGCCUCCCCGAAAGAAGAAGAAGAAGGCCGCUCGCAAGUUCCAGCAGCGAGCCACGAAGCUCACCGCUGACGAGUUCUUGGCUCAGGCAGAGGCAUGGGACUACUUGCCGUCGAGUUCUACGAUCGUGAAGAACGCCAAUGGCACCUGGGUCGAGCUGCGUUGCCCAGAGUGCGGAGGCAACGUAUCUCACGACCACGGCAAACUCUUGAAGGGCAUCAAGGGCUUCUUGACGCACAUCAAGAAGUACCACGGCUACUCAGGCAAGUCGACACUGGACGAAGCGGCCGGCUUCUGCACUCAUCGCGAGGUUCCGAUGGACGAGGUCAAGAAGAUCCUCAACGGCGGCGACAAAGGCAUGCCAUACGUGCAGAUGGUGGUGCUGGAGAAUGAGACGAGCGCAGAGGAAAAGGUCGAAAAGGACCAAGAGCAGCAAUUCCCUGACUGGUCGCUCUGCAAAAAGACCGGUAACUUCCUCGCCAGAUGCUCCUGCGUUCGGCGCCAUCCCGACGGCAACUGGGUCGAGAUCGCCUGCGUGGUUUGCGGAGGCAACUUCAACCCGUCAAAGGGCCAGUUUCAAAAGGACGGGCUGAAGGGGUUCGUUGAUCACAUCGCUCACGUACACGAUCCCUGGCAUUGGCGCAUGCCUGGAAGCGUGCGGGAGAUCAUCGAUGUUCUGAAGGUGCGCGAUCUGUCUGAUGAGGAGGUGGACAGCAUCAAGAAGAGAAAGAUGGCUGUGACCUCAAAGCCAUGCUUCUCGACCGUACCGUAUGGUAAGAAGGCUAAGCCCAGGAAGCGCUCUCGAGAUGAGAUGGAGGAUGGGAUUGACGAGGUUGAGGGGGAUGAGGAUGGCAAGGAGACAAUGAAGUCGUACCUUGACCGGUUGGAGAAGGCGAAGGACGAGGCGGCGGAGAAAGCCACAGCUGAAGCUAUGCCCGACCAGGAAGACGAAGACGAGGUUAUGGAAGAUGCGUCAGGGGCUGCUUAG